This is a messenger RNA of Knipowitschia caucasica, 2016 nucleotides long. NCBI's taxonomy places the organism in Eukaryota, Metazoa, Chordata, Actinopteri, Gobiiformes, Gobiidae. The record is from the annotation of a GenBank genome assembly.
AUGGAGGUGCAGGCGGACUGUCUGGAGCCCCCCACAGCUCCGCAAACAGACCCACAGCCAACAGGAAGGAUCAACAAAGCUGCCUUCAAACUCUUCGGAAGGAGGUCUACUGGUUCUGGAAUGGCGAGCUUCUUUUCUUUCCGAAACAAAGGAGCUACAAAUAUUGGAGCCAAUGGAAAUUCAGACAAUGGGAGUUCAUUGAACGGGAAUGGAUCAGCUGCAUCAGUUGAUCUUGUUAGGAGCAAAACACACGAUGGGCUAACAGACUCAAACAACGACGCGGAGGCACGGCCAGGGGAGGGACAUGGAAGCAUGGAGGCGGUGCCCGUGAGGUCUCUGAGCAAAUCGUUCAGCUUUUUCUCUUUUCUCAGACGUGGGAGCUUUAGAUCAAGUGACAAUGGGGGGGCGGGAUUUGUACGAAGAGGGAGGGGCCUCAAGGGGUUCUUCAGCAGCAUGCGAUGGAGGCGUAAAGAAAAAACAAUCGAAGGAGAUGUGGAGGAUAAAGAUGGACGUACAGAGAAAGCUGAGGAGAUUCCCGAUUGUGAAAAUGAUAUCACUCUUACCCUUGAGCCACCUCCUCCACAUCAUGCCCAGGAGGAUUGUGGGAAUACAACAGAGCAAUCUGAUAAGCAUGCAUCAGGGACCCCAACCACAAGUGUUACCAUGACACCCCAACACUGUGUUGCCAUGCCAGGCCCAUCUGGUGUGCCAGACAGCAGCUUCCCUUUCACGCCCACUGACUCGCCACUUCAUCCAGCCAUCCCGAAAACCAAAGCCUCCAUUUCCAGCCUCAGCCCAUCCCUUGCAACACCCCCACUUGAACGCUGCAGCACAGGCGACCCCCCUUCGGAGCCCUCGGUGGAUCGCCUCUGCUCCUUGCUUUUCACUGAUGUCACGUCCCUGAAAAGCUUUGAUUCACUGACUGGAUGUGGUGACAUUAUUGCUGAUGCAGAGGAAGAAGGCUCGGCUGGUAAUGGAGGCAGUGGAACCAGCAGCAGUAGCAGUGGGGGCGGAGGGGGCAGUUGCAGUGUUGGUAUGAAUUCAAGUGCAGUUAGAGCCCCCACUAUCACCUGCAGUGCCGUAACUCGAAUGUCCCCAUCUAAACCUCCUUUACAUCCUCAAGUGACCCAGGCCUACUCCACAAGCUCCAUGCCUUCCCUUACAGCUCGCAUUAGGCCACCAGAUUCCCCUCAGCACCAAAAUGGAAGUGGGAUAGUGGCGUAUAUGGGUGGAGGUGAGGAAAUGGCAAGUCCAGAGGGGGUUGAUGAUGCCGAUAUGCAAGGGCUCUGGCACAUGCUUCCUUCAACAAGAGACAACUCUCCAGCAUUGCCCAGAUCACAUCUACCUACACAACCAUCCACAAAUCCACCUAGGUCAGCAUCCAUCCAACCAAUUGCUCACCUGUCUUCAGCUGGUAGGAACAGCGAACGAAAGACACCCCAAGUCAAAGCACUAGGUCUAAGUAAAAUCCCAGUAGUUGGUAGUGGAGCGGGUGCUGUCAAACCACCUCUUCCACCUUCACAUAAUCGCCAUCCAACAUCACCAGGGGAAAAAGAGCUCCUUAGUGAUGAGGGUUAUUGGGACACACCUUCAGCCACACCCAUGGCAACACCAGAUGAAAGCCGGGAACAAGACAACAACAAAAUGAGCCUAUCGCGUGACAGUUGUUCAGGGGAUAACUUUUAUGACCUCUAUAAUGACCCAGAAGAGGAUGACGAUCAAGAACUUAACAGCACCCCUUCUCCAUCUUCUGUAUACAAACUUAGCCCGACUUCCCAAACUCCUCCAUCCUCUUCUUCAUCUUCCUCGUUUCGGUCAAUCAAAGGCAACACAAGUCUUUCCCGGGAAUCCAAGAUCCCGGUUAGCUCAAGACCAAUUUCUCCACCCCCUUCAACCAACCAAGAAACUGAACUGUCUCCACCAAAGACCCAAGCCCCUCCUCCGACCCGAACACGAAUCCCUGUUUCUAAGUUACCUGUACGUCGCUCUGGAAACAAACAAAGCAACCAGAAGUAG